AUGGAUGCAACUACACAAUUUGCUAGUAAUGUGACAUUGAUAAACGUUACAGAACAGGAAACGUUCAACACGACGUUAUCAAAUGUUUCCGAAUGGAAGUUUCCGCCGGUCGGUUACAUGUACUAUGUAGACAUGAGUGCGCUGCUCUGGAGGGUGAUUCCGUCAUUUCUUAUUUCCAUUGGAACGAUCGGAAACGCUAUGACUAUUUUUGUGCUGCUUCGUCAGAAGAAGAUGACGUCAACGGCGAUGUUCCUGUUUGCUCUGGCGCUUUCAGAUACGUUCGUGUUGUUCAGCGCAGUUCUGCCAGACUUGGUGUUACAUACCUGGGGCGUUGACAUCAAGAUGCUGAGUAACCCCGGGUGUAAAGCGAUAGCUUACCUUACAUUCUGCAGCAUCCAGCUCUCCUCGUGGCUGAUCGUGGCUGUAACGCUCGAGAGAACAGCGUGUGUGCUCUUCCCGCAUAAAGUGAGACUGGGUUGUUCCCCACGAAACGCUGUGUUGAUCAUCGUCACUAUAGUUCUAGCCGUGUUCGGAAUUAAUAUCAUAAUACUCGUGGAAUUUGAUGUGAAUAAUUGCGCAUGCACCCCGUCCACGAAGGAAUACUACGACCUAUUAGAAUACGUUUACGGAUGGAUCGACUUCACGUUAACGUUCGGCGCGCCGUUCCCGCUUCUUCUCGUUGGCAACGUCAUCAUCGUAGUGCAGCUCGCGCGUUCAAGACGUCAGCGGAUGAACAUUUCCGGUCAGGCACGCGACACGCGUCCAGUUUCGAUUCUAAUGAUUGGGCUAUGCGUGCUGUUCCUCGUCGUGAUGACACCAGUGUCUGUCUUUUUGUUGUAUUCCCCCUACCAAUGGGAGCAGCAUUUUGCGCUCGCGUCAGUUGAUCCUUACACGACCUUGUACGAUACCGCGUAUUUUUAUUUCCUUUACGAUGUUGCCAUUCUGGUCUGCUACUUCAACUACACCUUCAACUUUGCAUCUACGUGUUCAGCGGCUCAAAGUUCCGCGCAGAGCUGA
Dreissena polymorpha is the source of this 1017-nucleotide messenger RNA. Its product is annotated as galanin receptor 2a-like. Lineage: Eukaryota; Metazoa; Mollusca; Bivalvia; Myida; Dreissenidae. Gene Ontology annotation, biological process: G protein-coupled receptor signaling pathway. The transcript has a single exon. Gene Ontology annotation, cellular component: plasma membrane. Gene Ontology annotation, molecular function: G protein-coupled receptor activity. The record is from RefSeq and is a predicted model, not a curated record. Bases 1 to 1017 code for a protein of 338 amino acids.